Molecule: messenger RNA, 906 nt
Organism: Colletotrichum scovillei
Lineage: Eukaryota; Fungi; Ascomycota; Sordariomycetes; Glomerellales; Glomerellaceae
Exons: 2
Coding region: 361-906 (181 amino acids)
Molecular function (GO): calcium ion binding
Source: RefSeq, a predicted model, not a curated record
UCGCGAUGAGAGGAAACUGAGCUGCAGACGCGACAUCUCACUCACUGAAAGCUCUCGUUCAAGAAGCCGAGCCCCACCGCCCGCUAAGCAUGAGAUCUCACAUAUGAAGAACUCAUAGUGACAUCCUCCCCCAGUUCUCGCCUUCAAGUUCCAUAUUUCUGAUACCCCUUUGAAAUUCCACGCUUUUUGUUUUCACCAUUGGCACUCACUCUCGUUUUCUUUGUGCCUGCCUUACCUCGUCAAGCUAGCAACCGCUGCAAGGAAGUCUCGAGACUCACCUCCAUCUGAGUUAUCAGAAGCACCAAAACCGGUUCCAAGGAGAAGGGGAGAAAGAAACAUAUCACACAUACAAACGAAGCGAUGUCUACCCCAUCGGCAAUGUUCGACAUGACGCAAGGUCGUCGCGACCUAGCCGCCCUACCCUCCGACUGGCAACAAAACAUCAGAGAAGCUUGGGAAGUCGUCGACCAACAAGGCCUCGGCUCCCUCAACGCGCGCGAGUGGCCCUUUGCCCUCCGCGCCAUCGGCUUCGACCUGGCCCGCACAGAGACCUACGCCCUCCUCCUCGCCCACGGCGUCCCGCCGCAUGACCACGACCCCUCGCGGGGCCCCUGCAGCCCGUCCCGCCUGCGCAUGCCGCAGGAGCACUUCUCCGCCAUCGCGGCGUGGCUGCUGAUGCGCCGCGACCCGCAGGAGGAGGCCGAGGACGCGUGGAAGAUGUUUGACCCCCGCGGCACGGGGCGGGUCACGCUCGAGAGUCUGCGGGCCGUGUGCGGCGAGGUGAAUUCUACGCUGAGCGAGGCGGAUAUGAGGAGGAUGAUUGACAUGGCGGAUAUUUCGGGCAAGGGGUGGGUUAGUAAGGAGGAGUUUAUUGAGGUUGCCAAAGGCGGGUUUGGACGUGGUUGA